Messenger RNA from Baudoinia panamericana UAMH 10762, 153 nucleotides. RefSeq lists its product as uncharacterized. The annotation marks the transcript as partial. The transcript is spliced from 2 exons. The record is from RefSeq and is a predicted model, not a curated record. NCBI's taxonomy places the organism in Eukaryota, Fungi, Ascomycota, Dothideomycetes, Mycosphaerellales, Teratosphaeriaceae.
GGAUACUCUGAACAGAUGGAAGCCCAAGACCACUUCGCUCAAACAUUUGAUCUGUCUCGUCCAGAGCAGGCAAUGUCCUCGUACCAGAGACUCAUGCAUCAACACACCAAGCAGCAAUUCGAGAUGGCGACCUCGUCUAGCCGCCGAAGGUCC